UUCGGUGGGGCUCAACCUUUUGGUGCUUUUGGUUCGCUUCCCACUGGCGUCUUUUUUUUCCCUCACUUUAACAAGAAAAUAGAGACACAUCAUGACCGAGAAUCAUGCUUCGUCACCGCGGACGCAGCAGCUGUCUAUCUCUCAAAAACUACUGAAAAAGAUGUCCAUGCGCAGCCUGGGCGACCAUUCUGAUUCUGGCGAAUCCAGUAACAUGGAAUUCAGUCCGACUACAUCCUCUACCCACCUUGACGCGCUCGACAAUCCAAGUCAUACUUCUUUGCAAGGUUCUUCAGAUAGGUCUUCACCUCGAUCGCCUUCGUCCAUCAAAGCAACCAUCGACAGACAAUCGGCCAAGGAACAAGCAUACUACAACGAUCCGAGAUUUCGAAAAUACGUACAACUGAUUGAAAAGAACUUGGCUUCGUUUGAUGCGGUCAAUGAAUGGGCCGAUAUCAUUUCCUUUCUGGGCCGUCUUUUAAAGUCAUUUCAAGCAUAUCCUCAAUUUCCCGUCAUCCCCAAUAAACUCACUGUGGCCAAACGACUCGCUCAGUGCCUGAAUCCUGGGUUUCCCGCAGGUGUUCAUCAAAAAACCCUCGAAGUGUACAGUUACAUCCUAAAAACUAUCGGGCCCGAUCAGUUAGCGGAUGAUUUGGCACUGUGGUCCACGGGUUUGUUUCCUUUUGUACAGCAUGCAGCCACGCACGUCAAGCCUCAAUUGUUAGCCAUUCUUGAAAAAUUCUAUUUCCCAUUACGAGGAAAAUUACGUCCAGCAAUGCGUGGCUUUGUUAUGGCUCUAUUACCGGCACUGGAAGAGGAAGGAAGCGAGUUUUUUGACAAGGUGGUAUCACUGAUGGAUUACCUUUCCAACACCGUGGAACUGCCGUUCUUCUAUUCAUGUAUAUGGCUUGUUAUGAUUAACAACGCGAAUCUACGUCCACCUGCCCUGAAUUAUUUAUUACGACGAUUACCCAAAAUUGUGGAGCAAGAAGAUGUUGCCGUGGUGUUGGGUACUGUGGAAAAUGUGAGCUUGAUGGCCCGUGCGUUUUCCGCGACCUUGAGCGAUCCUCAAAUUCUCGUUCAGCGUGGGAUGCUCGAAUUACUCGUUCAAAAUUUGUCAUUGAAACACAGAACGAUUCCGUUUGAUGACUUGGUGACAUUGAUGCGGGCAGCGCUGUCGAUUGUAUUACGCAAAGACAUGUCCCUGAACCGACGUCUGUACGCGUGGUUGCUAGGCACCGAGACCACCUCGCAAGCGCAACUUGUCUAUUUUCACGCUUAUGCGGAAAAAUCAGCCACGCAAGCCAUUCGAGGCCUCUUAUUCAGUAAUUCGACCGAUCACCACACAAUGAACGACUCUUCCAUUGCUGAUGCGCAACGACCGUACAAGAUCAUGAUCUCCUUGAUGGACAAGUGGGAAAUUGGGCAACCCAUUGUCAGUAAUAUCUUUAUCGACGCACUCACCAGUUUGCGAAAAUAUACCCAGCGAUCCGAUGAAGGGUCCGAGAUCCUGCAAACCGCGAACAUGUGGAUGGAGAUGGUGGAACCUUACCUUAUUGGACUCAAACUAUUCGAGACACUGGAUACCAGUUUUCCCGGCAAAACUUCGUUGCAAACGGAAGACGGGGUGUCGCGCAUCGCUCCUCAAGCCAAUCUGGACGCAAUGUGUCUUGUCGAAUUUUCCCUCCAAUCUUUCAAGCUAACGGAUGACGAAAUGAAACGGGCUCACUUGCCACUGAUCUUGGCGUCACUCACUCGGAAAUUGCAGGAUGUUGUUCGUCAUCCUUCGUUUAUCGACAUGUUGCCUCACGUGAUCAAAUGUUUGUCACUCAUCCUUUUGGUUCUUCAAUUACUGCCGACGACGGUAUUUGUGGAUCGAGACGGUCAUCAGGGCGACACACCACCCCCAGCCGACAGCAAACAAUUUGUGCCUGGCAUGAAUGUACUGGACUACGCCCGCGAAUUCUACGGUCUCCGUGGACCACACCGACGCACCGCCAGCAACGCAUUAACCAAUAGUGCGGUAGAUGAACGGGAAAUGGACACAGUGGAAGACGAAGGCGAUCUUUCGACCACUCAGACAAAGAGCAAUCCUAGUUUGAACACGCCCGCUAAUCGUACUGCUUAUGGCGCUGUACGCGGCACCGUACUUGUGAAGGAACUCACAACGAGCCUCACCUCGUUUAUGAGCGAACUGGUGAAUAGUUACAUUGUGGUACCUGAUCGACUCAAUACCGGUAUCGAUGUGGGCGUGGAUGGCAAACGAUUGCGCCACAUUGACGCACAAUUAGAACGCGUGCUUCACCAUGUGUGUUCCAUUGUCACCUCCAUUGCACAAGUGGCAGGACAGCAAUCCCCGUGGUCGGAUGGUCAUGGACAACAACUACUCUUUGAAAACUUGCUGCAAUGCUGCCAACAAGGUCGAGGGUUUGGCGUGGUUGAUGCUGGUUUAUCGACCCUAUCCACCCUGGCCAAGUACCCGCUCUUCAUGAAUGGUCUCGUCACCCUUCAUCAGAAAUCCGUGGUCAAGUGUAUCAUGGACAAAUUGUGGGGCUUUUUAUCACCGAGCACGCAGUUGCUUCAUGUACGCACGGUGGAAUUAAUAUGGCUGUUGGCCGAUCUGGCGCCUUCGCAUCAUAUUGAAACCUUUAUUGUGCAAUCGUUGAUUGUACCAGACGACACGGAACGUACCAUGAGUUAUGAAAAAUUCGGUAUUUUAUGGGGAUUUUCCGAUAAUACGGUCAAGGCCGCCACAAUAUUUUCACGACCCAUGUUUGUGAUGCUCGAUUUAUUAAAAGAAGGAGUCGCGCCCUUGGACAAAUGGGCAGGCGAAAGCUGGAUCCGUUGCCACCUGGGGAGUUAUGUGCGGUUACUUGAACCUUUUCUUUCGGGUCUACUGGACAAGAGCAUUCUUCGUCGCGCCGCCACCCUGAACGUACCUUAUGAAUACCAAGUAGUGAAGCAUGGAACCAAUGAACCCCUCAGCAUCCCUUACUACCGGUAUUUGCGGUCUUUUGAUACGGCGAUUGUCGAUUACUUAUUUCUGACGUUGAUCAACCUGGUGCAAUUUGGCGGUUUAAAUGCCUUGAAAGCCUUUAAGCAUCACACGGUUGACGUGAACGCGCCCUCUGCCGCCAUGAUCGAACCCGCUUUAGGGAUCUCCGUUACCGAGGAGCAUACAUCAUCACCCUUGUCGUAUUUAGAACUAAUAGUACGAAUUGCGUUGCGAUUUUUGGGAAGCGAACCGAUGGAAAGACAGCAGCAGUCGAUGCUGAAACCCAUUCGCAGCAUCCAGCUGCAUGCGGCUGAAUUGCUGUAUUCGAUCAUCUCCAAAUUGGAGCAUGUGGAUAUGAAAAUUACGCAAUUGAUGCAAGAAAGCGUGCUUCAGAAGCUCCUUUUCUGUAUUGCGACAGGCAACCUUGAACUGCAGCAAAAAUUGCUGCAUCUUCUUCAUGCAACCAUGUCGAUCACUGCUGCAGGUGCGCUCGGUCCCAAGGAUACCACCACAGCGAGAGGAAAUCGGCAUAACCGACGUCUGUCAUCGGUGGAUCAAACUCAUAGCGACACGAUGGAACGAUUCGCAACCAAUGAAUGGAUGCACCGGUCGCAUCCCAAUCAACUGCACACGGAAGCGGUACUGUUGGCACGAGCGACGGCCGGUAUCUAUGUAAAGUGCGCGACAGAUGCGUUAAUGAUGGCCAGUAAUCGACCGAUGUUGCAGCAUUGGAUCGAUUUCGUUUUAGCCACGUUACCCCUUAUACGUGCAGGAUUUCGAUCCAUGAUGGCACCCAUCCUUAUUGCAGUGUGCGAGCAGAUUAUGGUCUGUCAAACCACGGUACGGCUCAUGAUGCAUGGUGAUCACACUGAAUCCCAAGGUUCAUCCACCGAUCCAUUCACCAUCCCGACCACCGCCGCUCCCACGUAUAAUCACAAACCGACCGAUUCACCUUUGAUCCGCGAUCAACCUGCGACGAGUGGCAACGCCGAAAAUGAUCUUGUCAUGUUUCUCUACUGUCUGGAAAAAAUGGUCAUGUUUUCUCUGAAUGAUCGGUCCAUCUCGGAUGAAUGGUACCCUGGGAACCAGGAAGAAGGGACCCACCUGUGUGUCCCCAUUGUGGAUGACCAUUCCGCCUUGAAAGGACUCGUUCAAAUGGUGUACAACGACGAAUCUUCCUCGUCCAAUGCUUCGCCGCGUGAUACCAUUCUCUUUCAUUUGCCGGUGAUUCUGCAUUUGUUACUGGAUGUAUAUCGCGUGUUUGAAACGCCUUCAUGGAGCGAUGAUACCUCGGAUUUCAUUGGCGAUGCCAGACAAGAAGCCAUACUGCACAGUUUUGCGUACCACACACACCGUGUCAAGGCCCGAUUGGAUUCCAUUUUUAUGCGCCUAUACAAGCAUUGUACGAUUGAUUUUGUCGAAGGAUUUACAGAAAUCUUUUUCAUGGAAAACCCUAUUGCUCUAGAAUACGAGAUCUCUCGCGAUCAGUAUGACCUCGUGGCUAUUCGAGUGCUGUCGUCCACACCAAGCAGUUCACCGCAACACAUUGUUUCUACUCUUCUCGAUGCAAUUCGACAGCGCACCCCUGGCAUGCCAAUGAGCCGACGACGAAGUAUUCAGCGAUCAGGAAAAUUAACGGAUACGUCUAUUAUGCGAUUUACAGAGAUCUACUGCGAUCGAUUGAUCGAACCGGAACCAUUGGCUCACAUUUGGCCACUGAUUCAUUCUUUUGCAAAGGACUAUCUGUCACAAGCUUCGGCUUACAAGACAUUUCUUCCCGGUUUGUUACGUUUGUUAACGGUAACACUGGACGGAUUGACGCGAUCAACAGCAUUGGAGGACAAGAAGCUUCGCAAGGACGCACAGGAUCUGUACCAGCGAUGCGUGGAUUGUUGUAUUCUCAUUGCGGGACGAUCGUUUGAUCAGAGUCUGUGGCUGCGACGAAGCACUGUGCAUGAAGAAGACGAUACCGCAUCGACAUCUUCAGACAUCCUCUCCUUAUCUGACACCAUCAUGAGCGAUGUGCCACGAAACUUGUCAACCAGCAAUGUGUCGGAUCUCGAAAAGAAGGCCAGCUGGAAAGCACGAGAAGAUAUGAUGAUUGCACAGGUCAACGUGUAUCUGGCCAGUACGGUGAUUCCUCAUUUAAGGCAGUUGAUUGGCGAUCAAGACAAGAUUAAUUCGCUGUUGAAUAACUUGGUGUAUUACGUGGUUGGACCUGCCUUGCGCACGCGAACAAUGGUGAGCAAAAUUUCGGUGAUCCUCGACCAGAUCUGUGAAAUGACGAAAAUGCCUUUCACCUAUCGUGCGUGGCGAAAAGAGAUUUGGGAAGUGUUCAUUGAUAAUCGAUUCUUCUACAUGAGUCCCAUGACGGCACGCAAGUGGAAGACGAUCAUCCAAACCGUAUUUUCGCUGGAAAAAGAGCGGUUUACCGAACUGAUUGCUCGAAUCAGCACCACGCCAUCGACGGCCUUUUUCACCAACAAGGAACAGGAAACGGUCAACCGUGCGUUGAAUUUGCGAAGGUUAUCGUAUGUCAUUUUCUGCGGCACCACCGAUCAGCAUAUCCUGCAGCUACCGCUCAUCCAAGAAAAGAUUGUGGAAUUGCUCAAACUGGAGCACAGCGAAAUGGUGCAUGUGGAAAUCUAUCUCUGUCUACGAAUCAUGCUCGUGCGAUUUUCCCAGAAACAUUUACUCAAUUUUUGGCCUGUCUUGGUGACCGAAUUAAUGCGCUUGUUCAAUGCCUUUUUAUCAAACAAUGCCAUUGAUCGUCCGGAAGAAGCGCAAAUUGCUCUAGCCGGUUGCAAAUACUUGGAUCUGUUAUGCACGCUUGAAAUUGACGCUUUUCAAAUUUAUCAAUGGAUUUUUAUCCGAGACACGGUGGAAUCUUUAAUACAAGAAUCCGAAGAAGGUCCGAUUCCUAUCAUGGACCGUAUGGAGGCUAAAUUGCAAGAUUCGCCCACAACCGAUGAGUCCAUGGUGGCCGAGAUGACCGAUGGCACACCUUCUGUACCGUCCAUGGGACAGUUGAAGCGCCCCAUGUUAACCAUGCACAGUAUCGGCAGUAUUCGACAACUCAGUUUCUUUAUCGAACAUAUUGGACUCUACGUGUAUCAAUCGUCAUUCACGCUCGCCAAACCCGAUAUGCCGUUUAUAGAAAGCUUAUUGCAAAACGAUCUUCUCGAAGGCGACAUUGAUAACGACUAGCUCUGCUCUAGGCGUCUUUUUUUCUCUGUCCCAUCCCUUACCCUUUAAUUUUCUCUUUUUGUGGCCAUGGUCGUCUAUUCCGUUUAUCAUACCCCGCCUUUUUCUUCUCUUUUUGAACCCAAAAAUACGCGAACACCAGUGUUGCAAAGUUAACGUAUGCAUGACAUCAUUACCAAAUAUAGAAAUUCAUUGAGACACACAUCGAAUCAUUGCCUUUUUAACAUCUGUUUCUGGCA
Molecule: messenger RNA, 6435 nt
Organism: Radiomyces spectabilis
Lineage: Eukaryota; Fungi; Mucoromycota; Mucoromycetes; Mucorales; Radiomycetaceae
Product: Dopey, N-terminal-domain-containing protein
Exons: 21
Coding region: 92-6199 (2035 amino acids)
Biological process (GO): Golgi to endosome transport
Cellular component (GO): endosome; trans-Golgi network
Source: RefSeq, a predicted model, not a curated record